AUUAAAUAGCUUGGUGGAGAAAGAUAUAUUACAAAAUUGCAUAUUUUCUUCUACAAUUUUAAAAGAAUAUCUGAAAUACACACAUGGCCCUAAUCCUAAACUUAGCAAUUAGCAACUUAGCAAUGCUAAUAAAAAAGCUAAGUCUCCGAGACGAGUCUACAGUUUUUUCAAAAAUAAAUCAACUACGAAGCUGUUUAAUAUCAUUUAAAAGUGUGGACUGAAAUUAAAAGCAGUUCAAAAUUAGUCCCGUUUCCAAAUGAAGGCUGGUAAUUCAUUCAUUCCCAGCCGGACUUUGACGUCACUAAAUGGGCCGCGUCUCUUUAAGAAGCUACUUGUUAAUAAUUAUCUGUGCCGAGUGUUAACGAGACGCCUGAGCCGCCGUUAAAUGUUUCCUUUAAAUUUCCCGGAGCUGCUGCGGAACAGUGGACCUCCUCCUCCCUCUCCUCCUCCUCUUCCUCCCCUCACAGUCCCGCGGAGCCGCGCGGGAGCAGCAGCAGUCUCCACGGGACACCGACGACGCGCAUCCCCGCACUGGUUUAUCCGCUUUGUAUUCUCUCUCUUCUGCGCCACUUUUGUCCACCGAAACUUUCACCUAUGCUUCGUGAACAUGGGGUCAUGUUGUGGUUUCUCUGGUGGAAACAUCGCUGUGGUGAUGCUCCUGCUGCUGGACGGAGUGGCCGGAGUCUACUUCCCUCAGAAUGAGUACACGGAAACGGUGUAUGUGGGGCAGCUGGCUGGAACCCCCAUCCUGCAGAUCCACGCCAUGCUGGACAGCGAGCGUGAGCGGCCGCACUUCUACCUGUGCUGGUCCAACUCGCUGAAGAGACUGCCCUACGUCUCCUGGUUCCAGAUGGAUGUCAACACUGGAACACUUUACCUGAAUAAGACCCUGGAGGAGAGUGACUUUACCCUGCGCUCUCCAAAGCGGCCUGUGAAGAAACUGCUGCUCCACGCUAUGAUUCUAAACGGCAUCGCCAGGAACUCGCUGUGCAUCAACAGAAGCCCGCUGAAGAUCACCCUGGACUUCGUCAACGCCACCAUGCCGACAUGCGCUCAGACGGACAUGAAGGAGCUGUGCUUCCCCCACAGAGACUCGUCCAACCCUCACAUCAUGGAGAACAGGUUCCCCGGGCCGCUGAGGCAGCUCCGACGCCUCACCAGGCUCAACGUUUGCCCCAACUACACCAUCUCUUACCACGUGGAGACAGAGUCGCCUGCGCCGUUCGCUGUGGACGACAACACCACUGAGCUGGUGGUGACGGCUCCUCUGGACCGAGAGGAGAGCGAACGCUACAGACUCCUGCUGGUCUGCACGGUCCGCUCAGAGACCUUCGUCACCAAAGUGGAGACCUCGCUGGACGUCUUUGUCAACGACGAGGACGACAACGCUCCAUACGUGAACGGCACCGACACGGCAGACGUGGUCAUCAGCUUUAAUCGGACCAAGGGCGGCUCCUUUGGCACCUUGUUCGUCUUUGACAGGGACUUAACUCCCAUCUAUCCCAUCGACCUAUCGCACAACAAGUACGUGGGGACGAUGCUGGGUGCGGAUACGUGGACCAAAGAGACAUUCAACAUCAAAGCAAGCUUCAGUGAGAAGAAGGAUGCAACCAAAGGGAUCCGAGAGACAGUCCACGACUUCCAGCUUGUCCUGAAGAGGAGCUUGAACGUGUCGGAGAACCGAACAGUGCAGCUGGACUUCCUGGUGAACGACACCUCCUACCCCGGACUGGAAGGAACCGUGCUGCUGCACUUCAACAUCACCAUCCUUCCAGUGCAGAUUCAGUUUUCCAACAUCACGCACAUAUUCACGCUGACACGCAGAGCUUCGCUCUAUGCCCAGGUGGGGCGCAUGUGCGUGGAGAACUGCCAGCAGUUCGAUGGCUUCGUGGUCACGUACCAGUUCAGGCUGCCUGAGAAGAACCUGACCGCCGAGGAGCAGUUGUGCCACUCGGCCAUCGGCAUCACGCAAGCCCCGGAUGAGACGUGGGGGGUGCUGUAUGUGAACGACUCCGAGGCGCUGCGGCGGCCGGAGUGUCAGGACCUGCAGUACGUGGUGGUCGCUCAGGAGGAGCAGACUCAACUGGAAGCCAGUACUCAGAUCCAAAUCAUCCUGGAUAGUGAAGUGAGCAAGGCGAGCCCGGAGAAACCACAGUUCCUGUCGUGUGCGGAGAACAGACGGCGAGGAGACUGCGAGUCGGCCCGAGGCCUGGGGGCCACGACGGGGCGCUGCCAGUGGAGGCAAGGGACUGAGAACGGAAUAUCAAGGAACUACUCCACCUGCUCUCCUGACCUGCGCACGUGUCCCGACAGCUUCUGUGACGCUGUGGAAAGCAAAGAUCCAGCGAUAUGUCCUCAGGACUGCACCAAGGAGUUAGUUAUCGGUGGUCACGAGCGAGGCCUGAGGAACGGCAUCCAGGCUGGAUACGGGACGUGCUACUGUUACUCAGAGAAAUGCUUCUGUGAGAAGGAAGACAUCGAGGAGGCCAUCUGCGACGACAUGUGUAAAACCGUCAUCGCCACCGCGCUGCUGCUCUCCUUCAUCGUGUCCAUCCUCCUCUCCUCAUACUUCAUCCACCGCUAUCACAAGAACUCGCCCAAACCGCCCAUCGCCUCGGCCGAGAUGACCUUCCGCCGACCUGCCCAGGCGUAUCCCAUCAGCUUCCCCGUCAACAACCUGCGCAGAGGCUCGCAGGAGUCCAUUGAGACGGACACCUUCAAGAUUCCUGAGGAUCCUAAGUGGGAGUUUCCUCGUAAAAACCUGGUCCUUGGCAAGACUUUGGGUGAAGGAGAGUUUGGGAAGGUUGUCAAGGCGACAGCCUUCAGGCUGAAAGGAAAGGCCGGUUACACCACGGUGGCUGUGAAGAUGCUCAAAGAGAAUGCCUCGCACAGCGAGCUGAGGGAUCUGCUGUCUGAGUUCACGCUACUGAAGCAGGUCAACCACCCACACGUCAUCAAGAUGUUCGGCGCCUGCAGCCAGGAGGGACCUUUGUAUCUGAUCGUGGAGUACGCCAAGUUCGGCUCGCUGCGGAACUUCCUGCGUGAGAGUCGGAAAGUUGGCCCCAGCUUCAUGGGGAGGGACGCCAACCGCAACUCCAGCUACCUGGAGAAUCCAGACGAUAGAGCGCUCACCAUGGGGGACCUCAUCUCCUUCGCCUGGCAGAUAUCCAGAGGCAUGCAGUACCUCGCCGAGAUGAAGCUGGUUCACAGGGACCUCGCUGCCAGGAACGUCUUGGUCGCAGAAGGAAGGAAGAUGAAGAUUUCAGAUUUCGGCCUCUCCAGAGACGUUUAUGAGGAGGACUCUUACGUGAAGAGGAGCAAGGGCCGGAUACCAGUGAAGUGGAUGGCCAUAGAGUCCUUGUUCGAUCACAUUUACACCACGCAAAGUGACGUUUGGUCAUUCGGUGUGCUGUUGUGGGAGAUUGUGACCUUGGGGGGCAACCCGUACCCCGGGAUCGCUCCUGAACGCCUCUUCAACCUCCUGAAAACCGGCUACAGGAUGGAGAGACCAGAGAACUGUUCAGAGGAAAUGUACAGCCUCAUGCUCCGGUGCUGGAAACAGGAGUCAGACAAGAGGCCCACGUUCUCAGACAUCAGCAAAGAACUGGAGAAGAUGAUGGUGAAAAGUCGGGAUUACCUGGACUUGGCAGCGUCCACUCCGGCCGACGCCCUGCUGUACGACGACGCUCUCUCUGAAGAGGACACGCCACUAGUGGACUGUAAUAACGCCCCUCUCCCUCGAACCCUCCCCUCCACAUGGAUUGAAAACAAGCUCUAUGGCAUGUCAUACCCGAACUGGCCCGAGAAGAGCCCGGUACCGCUCCACAGACACGAUGCCACUAAUCCGGUCUUUACAAGAUAUGCCAAUGAUAGUGUUUAUGCAAACUGGAUGGCUUUGCCUUCACCCCCUAAAGCUGUGGACAAGCUCGAUAGCUAAAGACACCGUAGCCGCUAGAUGUGUAUAUUUCUACCAGACAGUGUAAAUACAAUCUGAUGCUAAAGUUGGUUCCCUUCUCUUUCUGUCGGUUGGAUCCACUCAGACCCGGCUUCAUUCAGUAUGUUAACUGUUACCUCACGGUCAUGUUGGCCAAGCUGUAUCACUGCAUGACUCUUGUACCAGAUUGUAUGUCAGUGUCGAUGUCUUUAAGUGCCUGUGCCGCUUCGACGAUAGCCUCCGACUAUUAACGUGCUACUGUGAAGACUCCAGCCCAGGAAUGAAAGGGGACAACCUUAACAUCAUGGACCGCGCGGGGGGGUGAAACGGCUGUAAAGUUUCUAUAUGUGAAAGACUGUCCUUCCUCCUGACUUUCUGUUCGCUCCCCACGAGACCUUUGAGACUCUCCAGAGAAAGCUUUCUGUUUUUCUAUGUCAGUGACCAUCUCCAGUCCAGGUCCUGCUCCAGUCCACUUUUUUUCACUCUGCAUAGCCGUUGCCAGUGGGGAAGCGUUCUGUAAUGACUCAUGUUCUCAUUGCUCUGUUGUUCUUUGGAUUAUGUUAAUAAACUGUACAAACAUG
This is a messenger RNA of Synchiropus splendidus (mandarinfish), 4515 nucleotides long. It is a transcript of the gene ret, whose product is annotated as ret proto-oncogene receptor tyrosine kinase. Gene Ontology annotation, cellular component: signaling receptor complex; axon; membrane. Lineage: Eukaryota; Metazoa; Chordata; Actinopteri; Syngnathiformes; Callionymidae. Bases 386 to 3937 code for a protein of 1183 amino acids. The record is from RefSeq and is a predicted model, not a curated record. The transcript has 20 exons. Gene Ontology annotation, biological process: positive regulation of kinase activity; cell surface receptor protein tyrosine kinase signaling pathway; homophilic cell-cell adhesion. Gene Ontology annotation, molecular function: ATP binding; calcium ion binding; transmembrane receptor protein tyrosine kinase activity.